GCACCUGUUCGUAUGUGAAAGCGCAACCUGCGAACUUUCUCCAUCGGCUUGAGCAUACCCUCCCGACUUCAGACCUCUAACACUCACAACAUAUCUACGACCCUGCGCGCACACCGUCCAAAGGCAUCAAAACCGCGAAGAGCAACAUACUGCGUUUAGCACCCAGAAACCUUGCGAGCUAGCGCUACAUCAGCGCAGCGUGGCACAGGCGAACGGCAGUGUCUCAGUGGCGGGAGCUUGAGACGGGUAUCAAGAAUAGUGGGUGCACAAGGUGUGUGCGCCUUCAGGCGCCAUCAGCAGCAUGAGCGAUCUGGACAAGGCCAUCGCGCAGCUGCGAGCAUGUCGGCCAAUCCCAGAGAUUCAAGUGCGCGAGCUGUGCUACAAAGCGCGGGAGCUGCUGAUAGAGGAGGGUAAUGUGGUAACGGUGGAUGCGCCGGUCACGAUAUGCGGCGACAUUCAUGGCCAGUUUCACGAUCUCAUGGAGCUCUUCCGUGUGGGUGGCGACGUGCCGGAUACGAAUUACCUCUUCAUGGGCGACUUUGUCGAUCGCGGCUUCUACUCGCUUGAGUCCUUUCUACUACUACUUUGCCUGAAGGUCCGAUAUCCGGAUCGGAUAACGCUGAUACGAGGGAACCACGAGUCACGGCAGAUCACGACAGUCUAUGGGUUUUACGACGAAUGUUUGCGGAAGUACGGCAGUGCUAACGUCUGGCGGUACUGCUGCGAAGUCUUCGAUUACCUGGCAUUGGGUGCGCUUGUAAUCGGUGCAGCGACCGAGCUGGAACCGACGGAUGCCCCUUUUGCAGAUCCUUCACACGCGACCACGGUCUCUGAGGGUGAUGAAGUUGAGGUGGAGCUGUUGAACUCUGCAGGCCAUAUUGUAACUCGCCAUGUUCGAGACAGAUACAUCGGCCAAAGCUCGCAGCUUUCGAACCCGCCAUCAUCACCUUCACAGACACGAGAACAAACACCGUCUCGAAAUGGCGCGCCAGGUACGGGAGCGACAGGGUCAAGUCAUGGCAGUUCAGGUAAUGGCGGUGGUGCCGUUCUUUGCGUUCACGGCGGUCUCAGUCCGCUCAUCGACAGCAUCGACAAGAUUCGCCUGCUUGACCGCAAGCAAGAGGUCCCACACGAAGGUGCCAUGUGCGAUCUUCUCUGGUCGGACCCUGACGAGAUCGAGGGUUGGGGUUUGUCACCACGAGGCGCCGGCUUCCUCUUCGGAGCCGACAUUGUGAAGUGCUUCAACCACAAAAACGACCUCAGCCUCAUCUGCCGUGCCCAUCAGCUCGUCAUGGAGGGUUUCAAGGAGAUGUUCCAGAACACCAUUGUGACUGUGUGGUCGGCACCGAACUACUGCUACCGAUGCGGCAACAUAGCUGCUAUACUGGAGCUGGGGGAGGAUGGUUCGAAUGCGGGUUAUGCUCCGCGCAGCAAUGGAGACGUGGAGAGAAGUCAUGGUGCAAGCAAUGGCGUGCUUACGGAGCGGAUGGACAAGCUCAAGGGGCCUGGCAGACGGUAUCGCGUGUUCGAGGCUGCGCCGCAGGACAGUCGUGGCAUGCCGGCGAAGAAGCCGGUGGCGGACUACUUUCUUUAGCAGGAGGACCAAUUGGAGUUCGCAGCAGUCCUUCGACCUUGAAGUUGUUGCUUUUUGUCGAAUGCGAAAUUUCGCUGCUCGCUCAGUACGGCCUCACCCUGCGCUUUGUUCUCUCACAGUAUACGAAUCAUGCUGGGUGAGCACGCCGUCAUACGCACAAUCCAUGAAGUCGCACAAAGUUCGCGACAAUCUUGAGAUAAUCCUGGGAAUAACCGCGCCAAACCACUUUGGGAUGCAUGUAUCCUUCCGCAGGAAGUCACGAUCGGCCUAGCCGAAACUUUGCGGAGCCACCUAACUCUUUCCCUGCCCCUGCUAACACCACGAUACACCAUACACCAUACA
Messenger RNA from Baudoinia panamericana UAMH 10762, 1936 nucleotides. RefSeq lists its product as uncharacterized. Gene Ontology annotation, biological process: peptidyl-serine dephosphorylation; double-strand break repair via homologous recombination. The coding region runs from base 302 to 1594 and encodes 430 amino acids. The record is from RefSeq and is a predicted model, not a curated record. The transcript has 3 exons. NCBI's taxonomy places the organism in Eukaryota, Fungi, Ascomycota, Dothideomycetes, Mycosphaerellales, Teratosphaeriaceae. Gene Ontology annotation, molecular function: protein serine/threonine phosphatase activity. Gene Ontology annotation, cellular component: nucleus; cytoplasm.